Molecule: messenger RNA, 1907 nt
Organism: Astrephomene gubernaculifera
Lineage: Eukaryota; Viridiplantae; Chlorophyta; Chlorophyceae; Chlamydomonadales; Astrephomenaceae
Source: the annotation of a GenBank genome assembly
AAGCCCCUACGCUCCCAAGCAGCCGCCGCCGGACCGAGAAAGUGGUUUCACACCAGCCUACCCUGUGUUAUAUUUAGGGCACGUUGGCCCCGGCCUUUCUGGGCCGGGGGGCCGGCCGCGGAUACUCAAUGGAUGCGAUAAUGGCAGCUCCUCAGGCAAACAUAGCUAGGCGCAUCAAGUUUAGGCUAGAUGACGGGUCCCUGAUAGCAGACUCCAACCUCUUAGGCCUUGACGGCGGCGGUAUCGUUCGCGUGAGCGUGGACAAGAACGUUGUUGACAGGAACCUUGCAUCGGAGAAGGAUCUCGAGCGUAUCCAAAGGCUGCUUAGCAACCCCGAGCUUCCUUCGCUUCCUCAGCAAAAUGGGGGCUACGGAGGUCCACCAACCAAGAAGGCGCGCCUGGAUUCCAGGCCCAGCCUCAGCUAUGGAGCGAAUGACUGGCUCGCCAAGUGCCGGGAGCUGAUAGACAGCGUCCAGCGCGGUCUGAAAGGAGACGCCCAGUGGUUCUUGAACCCUGUGGACGAGAAGCUGGUGCCGGACUACUACACUAUCAUUAAGCAACCCAUGUGGAUUAACCUCAUCCUCCAGAAGCUCAGCCAGGCAGAGUACGCGUCUGCGCAGGACUUCUGCGAUGACGUGCGGCUAAUCUGGUCGAACUGCAUCCUGUACAACCCCAAGGGCAACCCUGUCAGGCUCAUUGCCGAGAAAGCCGAGAAGCGUUGGGAGAACGACUGGGCCAAUUCCGGGCUCAGCAGUGAGCGCACUAAGCGGGCAACCGCCGGCGUAGCAGCUCCCAAAUUUGACCCCGACUUUGAGCCUCCUCCGCCCAAGGCGUCGCGCGAACGGCCGACCAGGAGCGGUAACGCCGUAUCCAAACAGAAGCAGGCAGCCCCUGCAGCUCCUGCUCCUGCCCCUAGCCGAGCUGCCAACGGCGGGCGCGCCUACAGCCAUGAAGUCACCUCGGGUGGCAAGGGCCGGGAAAAGGCUCUGUCGUUGGAGCGGCGCAACCAAAUCGCCACGGAGCUCCAGAACGCCCUUGGCGAGCUGUCCGAGGACCAGCUCAACGAGCUCAUGGGGUUGCUGCCUUCGGAGGCCAUGCAGCCCGACGAGUCCGGCGAGAUGGAGCUGGAUUUCGAGGCGCUGGACGACGCCAACCUGCGCAAACUGGAGUCCUGGCUGCGCAACGUGCGCGGGCAAGGACCCGUCUCGCCCUCGCACAUCUCGCACAACCCCAGCGUCCGGUUAGAGGCUGGCGACCCGGACGAUGAGGACUACCACAGCGACUGACGACUUGACUGCUGACGGUUUUUUGACUACUUUGCGCGGAGGCAUAUGCUGUACAUUUGACCGCAGUGCUUUGACCAACAUUGGUACGUUGGUGUGUGUGUGCGUCUGAUGUGCUAACUUGCACUCAAAAGAAGGGACGACGGGCUGGACUCAAUGCAUGACUGCAUGACGACACGACUCUUGACAAGCCUAGAUGUAUGACAAUUCUCGUGCUGACUUGACGGCCACAUGAACAGAACUGUUGCGCUAAACGGGCGCUCCCGGGUAUCCUUGGUACAUGUCAUCGGCCCGACUGCAGCGGGUGUAUGUGACGGACGGUUGGGUUGGACGCUUCUGGACCCCGCUGUAUAAGCACAUGUCCACCUGUCCACUAGUUGUGCGACUGGAACGGUCAAGAGCGGGAGCACAUGUACAGGUUCCCAGGCCGAUUUCAUUCGCUGUUUGAAUAUAAUAGCGGUGCUUUGCUAGAGGCCGCCACAAAUGAGCGUGUUUUGUUGAUUGCGGGAACAAGCCGGAUGCUAAUGCAAUGAGGAUGAGAGGAGUGAAGGAGAGAGGAUUGUGACUUCAGACGAUGAGAGUUGAGCCCGCAAAUGCGGGACGUGUGUAACAAGAGGCUCCAAA